UACACAGCUUAUACAUCAGCACGCACGACCAUCCCUUCAAGAAUUUCAUUGUUAUCGCUGGUUUGAAAUAUCCGACUUCUGCUUUAGCUAGCGAACUUCCACUGUAGUAGAACCUCCGUUUUUUUCAGAUCACAUAGCCAUCCCGAAUUUAUUUAUUUUGUCUCAUGAAAUUUGGCAGUUGCCUACAUUAGCCUGAGAUGAAGACUAAAUUAAUCAAUGGGGUCUCAUCCUCCCCUUCAAUGUCACUGGAUUUCUUGGUAACAGAGAAUGCACUCCAAGUCCAGCCGGAUAUUGAGCCCGAAUGUAAAGAUAUUCGACCGAAUGAGCCCGACCAGCAGACGAAACAUAUGGCGUAUCUCUGGUGUAAAGAAUUUCUUCAUGGAGCUUGGAAAUCGAUCGAUGAAGAUGAUUUUCAGAUCACAGUUAUCAGGGGGGGUCUCAGCAACAGUCUGUUUCUCUGCGCUUUACCGGAGGAGGCGGGCGUUGGAGACGAACCGCGGAACGUGCUUCUGCGCUUAUACGGAGCAAUUUUGCAGAUGUCCUGUAAUAAAGGGGAAUCCAGACAGUCAAACAAAAUUGACUUUCAAGGAGCAGAGGCUAUGGUCCUGGAGAGCGUGAUGUUUGCCAUCCUGGCCGAGAGGCAGCUGGGACCUAAGCUUUAUGGCAUCUUCCCCCAGGGGAGACUGGAACAGUAUAUUCCAAGCAGGAAGCUCAACACUGAAGAGCUGAGAAUUCCCAGCAUAUCUGCUGAGAUUGCAGAGAAAAUCGCCAGGUUCCACCAGAUGAGGAUGCCUUUCAACAAAGAGCCCAAAUGGCUGUUUGGCACCAUGAAAAAGUACAUGAGUCAAGUGCAAAGGCUGACCUUCACCAGAGAGACACACCUGCGCAAGUUCACCUGCCUUAUGAGCCACAACUUGCCUCAGGAAAUGGAAAGCCUCAGGUGUCUACUGGAAUCCACCCCUUCCCCUGUUGUUUUCUGCCACAAUGACCUACAAGAAGGAAACAUUCUUCUCCUGAGUGGCCAUGACGACACGGACAAACAGAAACUCAUGCUUAUUGACUUUGAGUACAGCAGCUACAACUACAGGGGAUUUGACAUUGGAAACUUCUUCUGUGAGUGGAUGUAUGACUACAACUGUGACACGUCUCCAUUUUUUAAAGCCAGCACCAACAAUUAUCCUACCAAAGAUGAGCAGAUGUAUUUCAUCAAAACCUAUCUGUCAGAAUCCGACUCAGGACUAGAAAACUUAAGUGAUGAAGAUCAACAAAAACUGAGAGAGGACAUGUUGGUGGAAAUUAACAGGUUUGCUCUUGCCUCGCACUUCUUCUGGGGCCUCUGGUCAAUGAUCCAGGCGAAAAUAUCAACCAUUGAGUUUGGCUACUUGGACUAUGCCAUGGCCAGGUUCAGUGCGUACUUUGAGCUCAAAAAGAAGCUUGGCGUUUGAACAAAGGAUUAUUAGGUCAGAGUCUGAGAUGAUCAAGAUGGAGGCUUAUGAUCUGGCUUUCAAGUUUACUAGAAACGGGAUGCCUUGCUACUCUAAAUGGUUCUACAGUGCUGCAUGAACCAAAAUCAGUACCACUUACCUUUAACUCUCCAUCAGGUGUUUGAAGACUACAUCAUGUGUUGCUUCUCAGUGUUAACCUCCCUAAGCUCCACAUUUUCAAUAUGCAUGCCUGGUCCUAAAUGCUUUUUGGGGAAAAAAUACACUAACAUCAAUAAAACAUCAAGAUUACAUAGAAAUACUCACCAAAGUCAUGAGCAGUUAGAAAAAUACAUACUAUACUAACAGUUAGAAGCAAGGCUCAGCCCAGUUCAGUGGGAAAGUGAUCGGCUGAAUUGCCAGGUGUGAUGUCUUUUACUGCUGUGGGCAAUAACUCAGCUAGGUUAUCUUUACAGCCUGUACUAGGAAAUGUGAAAAACUGAGGUUCUAAACAUGGCCUUUGAGAGUGGUACAAGAGACCAACUUCUGUUGGCACUGUAGACUUUAUGAUUUCCAAUGGUAGGAUAAACUUUAAUACUCAUCCCAUUUUUAUGUGAAGUCUUACACUCCUUUUUUUGGCAUUGGUUUACUAUUUUUCUUUUUCUCCUUGAACGACUAUAUUAUUAUUUUUCUAUAAGUAGGUCGGUAAACAAUAGCAUAUAGACACAUCCUCUGGGAGCUGACCACUGUAGACCUGAUAAAAAAGAGCUUCAUUAGAUGUGCUAUUCCAUGAAGAACAUAGAUUCAUAGAAGCUAGUUCUGUUAGCUUACUGGUUCUGCGUAGAAGUACUGUCACAUUUAAUGUUUUACUUAAUGACAACAUUUUCCUUUAGAAAAAUAUUUUUGACAUACUAGUAUGUUUAGUACAUUUAAACAUGUCAGAUUGUAAGUGAUUUUUUUAUGUUUCUUUUCAAAAUGUAUUAUUAAAUGUGUUAUUGUUUAAUAACAUGAGAGUGAACACAGUUCUCUUGGUUUAGUUUUUCAUAUUUUCUACUUAACUGUGAUGAACUUGGAGUUGGCUUGUUUUUGUUUCGUUAUUAGGAUAAUUAUUAUUAUUUUACAUAUUAGGAUUGUAAUUAUUAUUUUUAUUGGAAACGUUUGCUAACAUAACUGUGAAUGCCACUCUUCAGUACCAGUUAUGAAAAAAAGUACUGGUAUUUCUAAAUGGAACUUUCUUUUUCCUUUAAUGGAAGAUGUGUUUUUCUUAAUAAGAAAGUUGUAUUCUUUAAAAACUCUGAAAUGUUCUUAAUUCCUUUUUCUUUAGGAUCUUGGGUGUAACAUUUUAAUGACUUGUUCUGUUUUCACAUCUUUCACAUGUCAAAUCUCCAAGCAGUGAAUA
Messenger RNA from Electrophorus electricus (electric eel), 2820 nucleotides. RefSeq names its product choline kinase alpha (gene chka). Gene Ontology annotation, molecular function: ethanolamine kinase activity; choline kinase activity. The record is from RefSeq and is a predicted model, not a curated record. Gene Ontology annotation, biological process: phosphatidylethanolamine biosynthetic process; CDP-choline pathway. Lineage: Eukaryota; Metazoa; Chordata; Actinopteri; Gymnotiformes; Gymnotidae. Gene Ontology annotation, cellular component: cytoplasm.